ACGUUGUCAACUAAAAACGACGUAGCAGCAUCACAGUCCAAGGAAGGCCAUGAAGGGGUCUCGUCUUCUUAUUUCCUUGUUCUCUCCUCCUUCCUCCACCACUACUCCUCACUCGCGACCUUCUCACGCGUCACUGUGUUGCUUUAAUUUCUCCACACUCGCUUUUCCAACCCUUCAUUCUCAUCUUCGCUUCUCUACCAAAUCCUCUCACCGACGACAUCUACGACCACCAUCCACCAUGCCCUCCGGCGACUUCCGACCACUAUUUCCGAGUCUUCCGACAGAACUCAUAGACGAUUCCGAUUUCGAUAACAUCGUCUCUCCAGAGGGACUCGUAUCCGUCUGUGGCUUUGGUUCUCUUCUCUCCGAGAGGAGUGCGAGGAGUACAUUCCCCAAUUUGAUCAACUUCAGAGUCGCGAAAUUGAACGAUUUUCGGCGUGUUUUUGCCCAUGUUACUCCGAUUUUCUUCGAACGUGGCAUCGCCAAUCCCGAAACCAAGGAAAUUUCGAGCUUAAGUGUGGAGCCUUGUGAAGGUGAAUCCCUUAUAGUGACUGUUUUCGAGAUUCAGAGAUCAGAGAUUCCUGCGCUUGUCGAGAGGGAGCAUGAGUUUCGCUUUUUAGCUGUGAUACCUGAGACAUUAAAUGGGCUGUUGUAUACAAGUGCUGCGGUGCUUUGUACACGUUAUAGUGAUGAAGAAUACUUUCAAAAUAGAUGCAAAGGAAACCAAGACAUCUACUAUGAGCGGUAUGGCCAGUUUGACAUUCACAAGAUUUGGCGAGAUGAUAUCUUACCUUGCCGUGUUUAUCUUCGGCACUGUGUACUGGCAGCAAAGAACCUUGGCGACACAGCCUAUGACAAUUUUCUGGAUCAUACUUUCCUUGGUGACAGAAAGACAACCAUUCGUAAGUACUUGGCUACAAAAGGUUUGGGCAUAAUGGAAGAGGAACCUCCAGAAAUGUUAAAGAGCCGAUAUGGUGGUUGACUUUAACGAUUUCACACACUAUCUACAGCCGCAAAAUUUUUUAUUUGUAAUUCUUUACCUUAUUUGAAUAUGGGAAUGAUGUAAUUAAUCUUGUUGGCUUAGGGGUCAGGAUACUGUUAUGCUAACUAGGAAAGUGUGAGUUUUCAAGCUUCUAGGGCAAUUUUUAUUUUUGGGAAGAACAUUGGAGAUUCUCAUUGGUUUCUAUGUCAUACAAUUUCUGAUCUUCUCACGUUCU
This is a messenger RNA of Ilex paraguariensis (yerba mate), 1217 nucleotides long. The record is from the annotation of a GenBank genome assembly. NCBI's taxonomy places the organism in Eukaryota, Viridiplantae, Streptophyta, Magnoliopsida, Aquifoliales, Aquifoliaceae.